CCCAUCGUCCGUCGUUUAUUUUUGUGAUUCUUCAUCCUCUCAUCAUUAAUCUUUCUUCCCCCCUCCAUUAUAUACACAAACAUGAAGGUCACCACCGCUUUCUUUGCCGCUGGCAUUGCCAGCCUGUGCUGUGCCUCUGUCGCUCCUAGAGACGAUACGUCGACCAUGCUCCAGCUCAACCCAGACGAAAACUUCCACUUUGAGAUUCUGCGAGCCAUGGCCGCCACGCCCUACGAGGGCGCUGACAUUGGCGACGUCCUCAUGGCUGCCCACAACAUCAAGGCAGGCGACUUUGAGAGCUUCUACAACGCCUUCAAUACCCUUGCCGUCCGCACGGAGAAGAACGCCCGUGCCAUUGACGCCCGCCGGUUCCCUGUCUCCGCACGCCAGGGCCUCUUCAAGGCCUCCACGUACUACCGCUCUGCUGACUUUUACUUGCACGGCAACUGGUCGGAUCCUCGCCUCACCUCACUCUGGGCCAAGCAGCGCAGCACGUUUGACGAUGCCAUUGCCAUGCUUCCCGUUCCUGGAAAGCGCGUCACUAUUCCAUCCAAGGACGGCUCGUUCCAGAUCCCCGCCAUCUUCUACGGAAGCGGCCUUCCUGGCCGUCGCCCAACCCUCAUUAUGUGCAAUGGCUAUGACGGCGCCCAGGAAGAAAUGUACCAUAUGAUCGGCAAGGCAGUCACCGAGCGUGGUAUGAACGCCAUCACCUUUGAAGGCCCUGGCCAGCCUACCGUCCGCCGCGAGCAGAACAUUGGCUUUACGCAUGAGUGGGAAAAGGUCGUGUCGCCUGUCAUUGACUGGGCCAUUUCUCGCCGCGAGGUCGACCGCCAUGCUAUCGGUGCUCUUGGGUACUCGUUUGGCGGAUACUUGAUGCCUCGCGCGGCUGCUUUUGACGAUCGCAUUGCUGCUGUCCUCGCCAUUGAUGGCCUCUUUGACUUUGGCGCCGCCAUCUUGGCCCAGUUCCCUCCUCCUCUCAUCGGCCUCUUCCGCUCGGGUAACAAGGAGCAGUUUGACGAGGUCAUCAAGGGCUCUCUCCAAGACCCCAACACUCCCACUGGCGUCAAGUGGAGCUUGCAGCAGGGUCUUUGGUCCUUCAACACUGAGAGCCCUUACGAGUGGCUUGGCCGCGCCUUGCAGUAUAACUUGACGGAAGUUGCUAGCAAGAUUAAGGCUCCUACCUUUGUUGCUGACGCUGAGCUUGAGAUGUUCUUCCCUGGUCAACCGAAGCAGCUUGCUGAUGCUCUUGGUGACAAGGCUACCCACUACGUCUUCAAGGCCGAGGAUGGUGCCGGCGAGCACUGUGGCAUUGGUGGCUCGUUUUUCCAAAAUAGCAUCAUCCUCGACUGGUUUGAGAACAUUGUUCGCAGACAUUAAGCUCGGAUUUUAUCAUCAUCAUCAUCAUUAUGUACAUACUCGCUUUGCUUGUAUUUGUUUGGGUUCUGGGACAUGAAAACUUGGCUAGCUUUUGACGAACUACUGUAAUUUAUGAAUAUGAAUAUGACCUUGAACGUUUUCAUUUCCCUGUCUGCUUCUGCCUCCCCCUUGUGUUUGAGAACCUUAAAAUUCCCCCUUGUUCUACUGCGUGCUCGAUCUCGAGCCGCCGUCUAGUACACACUCCCCUGCUAGGGAUCGAGAGGCAUGCUUUUCCGCGCAAACCCCCGUCAAGAGACCUCUCUACCCUGGUAAAAACGCCAAAUGUAACCUCAUAUUCAGGAUGCAUGCGCCCCUUUGACUAAAAACUAAACAAGCUGUUGUCCUCCUUGUUGCGUAUUUGCCAAGAUCCGAAGAGAGAGGUCGCGCGGGCCGCCGCCAACACACUUCUCCGGCCCGCGUAGGCGGCCCCUCUUGCCAAAUAGAGUAACUCAUUCCUGCUCUCUACGACGUUGGGGUCUCCGCCAGGACCGAUUAACGUCUGACUGCUUUUCGACCAGCACGAUGAGCCACUCAUUGCACCUGGAUCAAAAUGGGAAUCCUGCGAUCCAACCGAUCCGGAAAAGUCGUGGUAAGGCUUGCGAAAUUUCUCCCAUUUUGUUUGGCCGCUGCUGGAUGCGUAGUUCAAUCCGGGAGGCGCACGGAACGGAUUUGAGGAAGAAGCGCGAAAAAGUGGCGAAUCCCGCUUGUAGCUUGAAGCGCUGCCGUGGCAUCCAAGUCACCAGACUGGAACGAAAGCUGCGCCCGUAGCGAGUACGUCAUGUCGCUGGUGAAAUGAUUCGUCUGUGCAGGCAAAGCCACAUUGCGUACCAAAUGCACACACCCCCCUCGCGAUUCGCGGGUCCAUCCUGUUAAGGUGCUGACUCCGACCAGGUCAUUAGAUGGGGAAAAUCGAUGCGAGAAAAAGAGCGUUCAGUGGAACAGGGGGCGUACAUAGCGUUGCAGCCGCGGUCCGCUUUUGCCAUAGUUUUACAGAAGCUAGUGCAGCUGUGUUGAUGCUGUUGCAUAUCGAGCAGCUAUAGAAGGAAGGUCUACCGAGAGUAACGCCGGGCGUACAUGCGCACUGUGUUUUAGUUUUGCGUGAAAAUCAAAGCUCACAUAAAUCGUUUCGUUGGGUGCCAUUGCAGACUGGUGCUGCAAUGGUUAAUUAGCGGCCAAUGCUUUCAUCCCAGGCUUGAUAUGCUUGUGCCCAUAUUCUUUGGUGGUGACACGGGCAGUCGAUCUUGGUUGACGGGAGAGAACUGUUGCACUGAACUUGUCAGACAAUCUCCUGUUUGGUGAUAAGAAGAUGUUGGUAUAUUUGUAGGGAUAUCGUUUGGAGAAGUGUAAGAUUCGUUUUGUGUCGUCGCAUGCCGUAACAUCAGCUGUCUCAACUUCGACCUCUGAAUAUCGUGCAAUGAAUUUC
Messenger RNA from [Torrubiella] hemipterigena, 2839 nucleotides. The record is from the annotation of a GenBank genome assembly. NCBI's taxonomy places the organism in Eukaryota, Fungi, Ascomycota, Sordariomycetes, Hypocreales, Clavicipitaceae.